GACGAAAGCAGCGAUUUCUAAAUAAGCAGAGUUCGCCAAGAUAUGUAAAUUUCUUGAUUGCCGCUUGCUGAUUCAAGAGCUACCCUCGACUGCUUCGAUCACGAUGUGAUAGUGUACCCUGAUACUGACGUUUAAGGCUAAUUAUUUUUGAAACACUUAUUUACCGGUUAUAUGUGCAUUUAUCCACUCAAACAAGUCUGGCCAUAUCUAUUUGAACAGCGAGGAACAGCGUCUCAUUUUACCGGUGACUGAAGGCUCGAACUGAUAAGUGUUCAGUUUCUGAGGUUGUUAACGUUGUUCCGCGAAGAAGUCACGCCGACAAAUAUGGCAUAUAUUUCGACCAGAAUGCCGUUGUACCUUAAGAGUAUUCUGCUUUCUUGUUUUCAAGCAAUGGUGCUUUCUCCGGCGACUGGUAAGUGAAUUUUCUCAUUCUGAAUGAAUUUCAAUAUUGGACUGAGGCAUUCACUCAUUACUUUCAUCCAUGAAGUUCUAGUUAAACGACCGCUGUGAUCUUUCUAAUCCGGAUCCGAGAAAUGUUUGAAUUCUAAUAUAUAAACGGACCACAUAACGUACUAAUCCGGAAUUCUGUACGUAAUACUUUAAUUUUGUAAAGACUAUGGGGCCGUGUUCAUUAACUCUCCAUUUCUUUCAGUCAUAUGUGCACCACCAUGAAAAGUUUUUACUGCACAUGCUCCGGUGUAUACACUACCAACCACUGUGAAACAAAGAAUUUCUUCUGCGGUCAAAACAGUCAAAAUAGAAAAGCAUGUAUGGGGUUGAAAAUACAAAAAUUGCGGUGCUUCUGUGAGUAGGCUUUUGUGACGAAAAGCUAGAAGACAUGUGUUUGAGAAUGCAAAUGACUACGUUGUUUAGUCUGACGAACAUUUAAGAGAUUUUUACAUUUUGCUGUAACGCUCAUCGAAAUCCGUCUCGUUGGACAGGUAAAACUCGACUGAGUGACUUUAUUUUAACUUUUUGAAUUAAUAUCUGUUAACCAAGCCUCAAAAACUAAAACUGAGUUUUUGCUUUUAAGAGACAAUUUUGGGAACUAAAUUGAAACUUAAGAAAAAGACAUCAAAACCAGCAAAAUGAUAUCUUUUCCAAACGUAGUCAUUUAAACUGUUUUGUUAGCGACUUGAGACUAGAUAAUAUCAUAUCAUUGUCAAAAUUGACACUAUCAUAAUAAAUUGACCAAAACCAAUAAAUUAUUAACCAUCAAAAAUUAAUUUGAGAGUUGGGACAAAUGUGCCUAAUGCAAGAUAAGGUAAGGCUAAAGAAGACAAAUCUGAGUUAUUAGAAGUAAACGAAGUUUCAAACCCCAGGAUAGCGGAGUGGGGAAACUUUUUAGCAUUCUCACAAGCUUUCGAUUCCAUCGGGGAAUCAGUCUUUUAUAACACGCAUUGAGUUGGACGUUUUGUGACGUGAUUUAUCGCAGGGAGCCUGUAACAGGCGUGCAAUGUGAAUUUUCGUAUGAUUGGUGCUUCAAGGCAAACGUCUACAGGUUGCAAAAUAUAUAACAUAAAGUCGUAAACAUUUUUUUGAAAGCUUUUUCUUUGGGUAUAAAUUAGCGUAUUUUAGGAAGGAUGUAACUUGGUUCCAAGUCUUCUAAAAUCUGGUGGAAGAUCUAAGUCGUUGAUUCAUUUCUCCUUUUCGGGUUUUUUUUUUUUUUGCAACUUCUCUUAAUCGUCCCAUGUACCGGAUUCCCUGAUUCCGGAAUCCGGGAGAUUUUUAGACUACGAGUAGUCCCCAUUUUUCCUCAGGGAUACAGCGAGCGAAACGCGAGCGCGCGUGAAAAUCACCCCACGCAAGAAAGGCGACACGCGGCUAUUUUUCUCUCUCACCGCCGCGUCUCGCCUUUCUCGCGUGGGAUAAUUUUCACGAGCGCUCGCGUUUCCCUCGCUCUACUAUCCCUGACGAAAAAUGGGGACUACUCGUAGUCUAGGAGAUUUUCGCUUGUGUGAUCCGGAAUACAGCUCAAGGAAUCCGGAAUUCCACUAACGAUUGGAUUCCGGAAUCCAAGUUACACCGACCGAAAGAAUCCGAAAUCAAGUAAUGGAAUCCGGAAUUAAUCCGGAAUCCAUGGCGUAGAAUCUAGAAUCCCAGACUAACUUGGACUCCCUUACGUGCAGCGACGACCUUAAAAUUUAGUACCAUGAGGGAUUAUGAAAAAAUCCUAGCCUCCAGUUACUUUUUUCAACAGCUGAGCAACUUGUUAGCUCUUGGGGCCCAUGGAGUGCUUGUUCUAGCAAAUGUAAGGGUGACCAGAAAAGAACCCGGCAGUGUAUUAAUCAAGCGCCUUCAGAAACGUGUGAGGUCGAUUUGGAGCAAGUCAGAGAAUGCAGUCAGCCAUCAUGGUCUGCUGGUUGUUUUUGUAAGUAACACUUGUCCGUUUACAUUGGCGGAUCCAGGGGAGGGGCCGGGAGGGGAGCUGACCGCCCCCCCCUUAUUUUUAGACCAAACUCAGGCCCGAAGGGCAGAAAAAAAAACUGAGACCGCCCCCGUCCCCCAUCCCCCCUUAUCUGAAGGUUUGGGUCCGCCACUGGUUUAUAUCUGGUAGAGGUACAAAGUAUUUAGGUCUCUGCUGUAAAUCUUAAGCAUAAUAAUAAGGACUAUACGAAAAAAUUCAAUUGUAACCGGUUCCCAUUGUAGCGUUAAAAUGAUUACCUCAUGUGGCCAAUCAGUUGAAUAAACUUUUUGUAGAUUAAAAACGUGACUUAUAAGGAACUUUAAUUACAAUUUACAAACAUUUCGGGGAUUUUGUCAAGUGCAUUUUUACGAGUUCGUUGCAAAUUCAGCGUGAAAAUAAUUGUCUACCUACCAGUAAACAUCGACAAGCCAAAGUUCGUCGCUUUCUUGGUAUUUGUUGGUACGACUGCUUCACUUAUCGCUCAAAUUUCGCCUUCCGAAAAUGUAUCUAAACAAGACGCCAUCUUGGCUGCGGUCGCAAAACAGUGAAUAGCCAAGGAUAUGCCGAGUUACGUGGGCCAAUCAAAACGCGCGAAAAUUGCUAAUCACUGAUUUGGUGAAUACUAAAGUCGAAUACAUGCCACAGAGCAAACACAUACUUAAGCCACUUUUGCUUUCCUUUGGCGGGAAGUUUUUACUUGAAAGAGCUCUGCCUUAGAGUAGCUAGGGCUUCCGGUACUGUUUUAAGUUCUAGGGCCAUUCCUAAAGUCAUGUUUGGAAGAAUUUCGUUACACUCAUUGUCCUUCAUUUAUUCGUACUUAGCUGUGGCCAUGACCAUUGCCUUAGCGGUGAUAUGUGUAGCAAUUCUACUGGCGGUCGUCCUCAUCAUCAUUCUCUAUCGCAGAAAUAGAAAGGAAAAGGAGAGACUUGAACAUAAAAACGAGUGAGUAUACGCGACCGUCCUUUCACUCACUUAUCAGAACGGGUAGGAGCCAAUCAGGUCUUAAUGGGCUCCUGGAAACGGAGAGACUUAACCCCCUACCGGUUAUAUCUGUUGCUAGUGCGCGUAUCUGCUGUGAGGGAGGUCGCAGAGUAGUUUUUCAGGCCGGACCAACCGAGGGGCUCCUAAAAAGUUUGCAAGAUCGUCCUCACGGAUAUAAAGAGAGCUGAUGGGUUCAGUCAUUGUCCAUCCCCCUCUGUUUUCCUUGAAUCUUCCUUCCUUCCUUCCUUCCUUCCUUACAUAUUGGUUCCGGCUAUCACGUUUAAUCGAUGGCGGCGUUUAUUGGUAAUUUUGCUGCCAUCUGCGGCGUUUAAUCGAAUAAAUACGAUAGGUUGUUGGUAACUAUAUUACCUUAUUAGCGGGUGUUAACAGUAUCCCUAUUCAGACGCUACUGAUUCAGACCGGAGGAGGCUUUUGGAGCACCCCCUCGCGAAAAAGUUGAAUAACUUCAAAGCUAUUUACGCUAUGACCACUACUACUACUCAAUAGCAACUCUUCCUAAAAUUUAUCAGGGCACAUUUUCGAGCCGUCGUGACCGUAGGUCAUCAUUAACAUUGCUAUGGCAACCGAGCUUUGACAGCCAGAUUUUUCAAAAUUUGCUUAUUCCUUUUAAAAAAUGAUUUAUUUCUAUUUUAACAUAUUAAAUACAGUAUUACACUAAUUCAGCAAUACUUUAUCAAAUUUAGUGAUUGAUUUGGGAAAAACGUUCAAUUUUUAACAGUGUUUAUUUCUCGCGGAAUUUCAAAACUUGCUGAUCUUUCUUUAAUUCCUGACCAUCUUUUUAUACACAGAUCAAUUUUUUUAUCACGAUAACCUCGAUUUAUACGGGUUUCAAGGAAAAUUAAAUACAUUCAACUAAUUCAAGAUGGCGGAUUCAGGAUGGCAGAUGUCCAGAUCCUUCUUUAAUAAUAAAUGACGUCAUGACAUAGCAAACUUCUUAGUUUUUUCAGACACCUUACUAUUUGAGUAUUUUUCGCUUCAAGGGAAAAAACUGAUGGAAGUUGGAUUUUCCCAAAAAAUUCAACAAAUGACGUCAUAAUGACGUCAAAUUGCGUCAUUGUGCAAAACAACUUACGACUAGAUGUUGGAAAUGAUAAGCACUUUCCUCUGUUUAAUUCUGGUGGCUGUAUCAGGAGCGGUCUUGAAGUUAUAGAGGUUGGGUCCAGAAGCCCCCCCAAACGGUCGCAAGCCCGGUCUGUUACGUUAAGAAAGCUUUGAUUGAAUUUUAAUAUUACUUUCAAAUUUUUCUAUUAAUCCUUUCUCCGCUCGCAGAGAUAUGUCGAAUAUUAUAGAAAGAAGAUACGACGACUCCGUCAGCAUGAGUAGUUUAGCGCGUCAUGUCCCUUCUGUUGGAAGUUUUCCAGAGCCGCUAAAGGAGCCCGAAAUGAUUGACUUAGACAAUUUCGCCUUUGAUCAGGAAAGUCUGAACGAGAGCAUUCACGAAAUGGCCUUCACUUUUGGCGCCGACGAGGAAUACCAACCAAACGCGCAAAACAAGCAAGAAGACAGGAAAGAUGGUGUCAGUACCGGAAAUGCAACCUACGCAGUUGUCAUGAAACCCAAAGCUAAAGCUAAAGAGGACAUAGUGGAUGUUACACUGUAGUUAUUUUUCGACCCAUGAAAAGGAAUCCAAGCCAAACUUAGAAGUAAAUUCCGGAUUCUUUGUCCUUGGCUUGAAUUCCGGAUCCCAAUCGUUAGUGGGAUUCCUUUAGCUAUGUUCCGGAUUCCAACUCACCCAGGAUUUCGGAUUCCGCGAGCCAAAAUUUUUGGAAUUGGGGAAUCCGGAUUCCCUUCAAUGGCGAUAUAUUUUGAUUAACUUCUUUAAUACAUUAGCUGAUGAUCAUGGAGGUGCUGAAUCUCAAUUGUGGGGGGGGGCCUCCAUGGCGCCCGUGACAUUCCAUCCAGCUGUAUUAUGAGGAAAAUGCUACUUUUUGUUACUUAUAGCGCGGGUAUAUAUUUGCACACAUUUUCACAUAAAAAGAAAAAGGCAUAGACAUUUCUUGGGAUUCUCCUUUGCAGCAAAACUGAUUUUCUCGAAAAUCGUGGCGACAGGCAGGAGCCAGGUUAAGCUUAGUUCAAGUGAAACAAUUCGAAUUCAUUAUUGUCUCUUCCUUCAUACAGUAGUCGGUUGUCAUCACAAGGCAGAAAACGUUGCAACAUUUCUUUUAAUGUUUGAAUGCUGGGUAUCCUGUGGAAAAGGGAGUUUAAACGCCUAAGCCGUUUUUUCCUUGUUUAAGUCAAAACCUUGCCAACCCUGAAACACUGCCUGUUUAAGAAACUGUAAUAUAAUUUUAUUUUUCAUAUGACAAUAAGUGUAAUCAAUAUAAAUACCAUAAUCAGGUUAUCACAACGAUGUACUUAAAACCCUUGGUUAGUUAAGACAAUCAUGCAUACAUAUUUAAUUAUACUAACUGUACUGAGAACCUGAUUUAUAGAGAGGAUACCGUAAUUCUUCGGAUAAUAGCCGUGGACGAUUAUUUCAAGCUUUGUUUGCACCGAGAAGACGCGAUUAAUGCCUAAAUUUUGCUCGCCGGAUGUUGGUCCCUUAACCUGUCCUUGGCGGAUGGCACUGUACCUAGUACCGAGGGUCUUCUCGUUUUCCCCUAUGACGCUUUUUGAAAACCGAGAGGCCCCUAAGCGAGCUCGCCGCCUGUCGAUUCUUACUCUUGAUUAUCAGUGCAAUUGACGUCAAUUAUUGACAAUGUUAUCGUCAAUGUCAUCGGCAAACAUCUUCCAAAUUUGGUCAACUCUCACUAAAUAGGAAGAAUAGACCUUUUUAGCUUGUAUCUUUCCUUUUCCCAACUCACACCACGAGAAUUUCUCCAGGGGAUUUGCCUUUUGUCUUUUCAUAAGGUGUACAUACAUAUGCACGUAGAUGCACGUGCACGGGACGACAUUUGAAAAAUAACAGUUCCCUGGAGUACCAUCACGUUGUGUGAAAUGGGAAAAUGAAACAUACAAGCUAAAAAGGCUUGUUGGCCGAUGGAUUAAUCGGGGACGGAAAAUUUUGGGAAUGAAUAACAAAUUAUUCUUUAGUAAAGAGUACAUAUAGGCUAUUGAAUGACGUUGAGUAUAAUAUGAAGGUUCACGCAGAUGUGCUGGCGAGAUUGUCAUGCGUGGGGUACUUUCUUGGCGGCGGAGCUGCGAGGGAUUUUCACGAACGGCGAUUUCAAUUUGACUUGUUCCCAGUCUUCUCGUCACUCCCCCGCUAAUCCCGCCAGUUACGCAAAUAGUCAUCAAAAAAUGGAGGGCAUCCAUUGAGCAAUAUUUCUUGUGUAUUCUUGCAUUAACCAAACGGCUGUUUCGUCUUCGGAUAGCCUGUGAACUCUUUCGCCAUUUCCGUGAGUUCACUCACGCCAAAACAGCUAGGCUGCCGGGCCGCUCCCUAGAAACGAGGUUGCGAUUGUAUAUUGGGGGAAUAUACCCUGAACUUAUCGACAG
This is a messenger RNA of Porites lobata, 6847 nucleotides long. The record is from the annotation of a GenBank genome assembly. NCBI's taxonomy places the organism in Eukaryota, Metazoa, Cnidaria, Anthozoa, Scleractinia, Poritidae.